Nothobranchius furzeri (turquoise killifish) is the source of this 614-nucleotide messenger RNA. RefSeq names its product single-pass membrane protein with aspartate-rich tail 1b (gene smdt1b). NCBI's taxonomy places the organism in Eukaryota, Metazoa, Chordata, Actinopteri, Cyprinodontiformes, Nothobranchiidae. The record is from RefSeq and is a predicted model, not a curated record. Gene Ontology annotation, cellular component: uniplex complex; mitochondrial inner membrane. Gene Ontology annotation, biological process: mitochondrial calcium ion homeostasis; calcium import into the mitochondrion.
GAUCGCUGUCCCUGCGGCAGGAAGCGUCUCACUGCGACUGAGAAAAAAUGGCGACUGGCGUACUCCGAGUACCGCUGCGGUUUUUCCACAGGAAUAGCCGCAUUAUGAGUCGUAACGCCAACUCAAAAACACCUGAUAUUUGUAGACCGACUCAGAUUAGGACCGCGGUAUCCACGUCGUCUGGGGCAAUGCUUCCCAAACCAGAGAAAACACCUUUUGGUCUCAUCAGGAUGACGGUGGUGGUGGUGCCUUUUCUUUAUGUGGGAACUCUGAUCAGCAAGAACUUUGCUGCUCUGCUGGAGGAGCACGACAUCUUUGUACCUGAAGAUGACGACGAUGAUGAUUGAUGAUGAUGAUAUGCAACGUUAAAAGAGGGCACUUUGCAAUAUCAACUGAAAAUACCAGCUGGGACGAGAACUUUGGGGAAGAUAAGCACUUUGACUUCUACAGGACGUCUUUCAGAUCCACUCAUCUCUUAUCUGCUCUCUGAUAUUUAUCCCAUUUUGAAAAACAUCCGAUCUUGUGAAGCAGAACUAGUAGCUCUGCUUUCGCUCUUGUUUGCAUGUUUGUAUUCGAGUCAACUUAAAUAAACGGAGUUGUUUAAAAAUUGAAAA